GUACGUAACCCCAUUCGUUGAUGGCCUCCUUCAACUUCUCCACCUGGCCUCCACAGCUAACUCCAGAGCAAUUAGAAGCUCUGACACUCACCGCAACUACCUAUGCGCUCUCGCAUGGAUUACUAUACCUUCCACCUUCCCAAUCUCCUUCCAACACCCAACCACGUAUACCAACCACCGCGAUCCAUGCCCCCCUCUCACUCAUUCCCGCGCCCUUCCCCCGUGCGCAAUUCCAGGCUGCAAGAGGGCUGCAGAGCGUAUAUAACGUGUUAUAUGCGCGUAUAGCAAUGGAUACCCAAUUCUUAGAUACAGUGAUGGGCGCCGAGGAGGGCGUGGGCAAGGCGGAUGAGUUCACUGGGACGCUGUGGAGAGGGUGGAAGAACAUCAGGGAGUACGGCGUAGUACAACCGUUGCACCUCGGCCUGUUUAGAUCGGAUUAUCUCUUGCAUGCUGCGGAAGAUAGACUCGCGCUGAAGCAGGUCGAGUUUAAUACUAUCUCUUCGUCAUUUGGUCCACUUUCUGAGCGUGCGGCUGCUAUGCACAGAAAUAUCUUGGCGUCUACCUCCUACUUUUCUGCAUCCCCAUAUCUUACUGCAGACAAUUUCCCAGAGAACAGCACCACCUCUGGACUUGCGGAAGGUCUUGCCAAGGCCCACGCAGCGUAUGGCGUCCAAGACGCGCGCAUUUUGUUCGUCGUGCAACCCAACGAACGCAACGUAUUCGACCAACGAUGGCUAGAAUACGAAUUGCUCGAGAAACAUCAAAUUUGCGUCAUUCGUCAAACACUCGCCGACCUCGCCAUCUCCGCAUCUCUCGACCCCUCCACCCACGCCCUCACAAUCACACACGCCUCCCCCAAUCCAUCACCAUACGAAAUCUCCGCAAUAUACUUCCGCGCAUCCUACACGCCCUCCGACUUUCCUGCACCCUCCUACUACGACACUCGUUUCCUCCUUGAACGCAGCCGCGCCAUCAAAUGUCCAUCCCUUCCCCUACAACUCGCAGGCGGGAAGAAAGUCCAAGAAGCACUCACGCGCCCCGGGGUACUCGAGCGUUUUCUCAGUAAUGAAGGUGCAAAAUGGGGCACACACGCUCUCGAUCUCACAGCCCACGCAACAGAUAUCCGAGCCACCUGGAUGGGCAUGUGGGCGCUCGACUCGAAUGACACUGAUAUCGUCGCUGCGCUUGACCACCUCCAGGUUCCAGAACAAGGAAACGUACCGCCCGGAACCCGUCUUGCGCGCCUCAAAGCCUCCUCGCUUGUGUUAAAGCCCCAACGCGAAGGAGGGGGGAACAACGUCUACCGCGAAGCCAUUCCUGCAUUCCUAGACUCACUGCCCGCUGAAGAACGCGAAGCAUGGAUUGCAAUGGAGAUGAUCGAGACGCCACGCGGGGUAAGCGGUUACCUCGUACGCGCGUCCCCGUCCAGUUCGGAUCCCAACGAGGGAAGCACAGAGAAGAAAGUCGUACGCACGGAGGUUAUCUCUGAGCUGGGGAUCUUUGGGUAUGCGUUGUUUGGAGCGGGGGAGGUAGUGGAGAGGGAGGUGGGAUGGCUUGUGAGGACCAAGGGGACAGAGAGUAAUGAGGGUGGGGUUGCAGCUGGAUUUUCGGUGUUGGAUAGUGUGAUCCUUGUUUGAAGAAUUGUUGUUUACAGGAUGGAUGAUGUGUACGUUUAAACUGAAUUGUCGCUGGCGAACAGGGAUACUUGAAGAGCUUCUAUGAAAAGUACGUUCUAUUUUCAAAUAUCGUUUCCGAGCCCAACAACAAUAUUAGACACAUGCAUG
This is a messenger RNA of Suillus clintonianus, 1784 nucleotides long. RefSeq names its product glutathione synthase. Gene Ontology annotation, biological process: glutathione biosynthetic process. Bases 21 to 1637 code for a protein of 538 amino acids. NCBI's taxonomy places the organism in Eukaryota, Fungi, Basidiomycota, Agaricomycetes, Boletales, Suillaceae. Gene Ontology annotation, cellular component: cytosol. The transcript has 5 exons. Gene Ontology annotation, molecular function: ATP binding; glutathione binding; glutathione synthase activity. The record is from RefSeq and is a predicted model, not a curated record.